Molecule: messenger RNA, 2125 nt
Organism: Mangifera indica (mango)
Lineage: Eukaryota; Viridiplantae; Streptophyta; Magnoliopsida; Sapindales; Anacardiaceae
Exons: 3
Coding region: 143-1921 (592 amino acids)
Molecular function (GO): protein binding
Source: RefSeq, a predicted model, not a curated record
AACUACACGCAUUUUAAAUCGGCCCCUCUCUUCUCUUCUCCGUCUCUCUCCCCACUUUGCUUCCUUUUUUUCUAUCUCUACAAAAACAGAAAAAUGUAUGUGUUUUGAGAGAGAUUAAGAAAGAGAGAGGGGUUUGGUUUUCAUGGUUGAUUCUUCUGCAAUAGUAACAACAUUAACAGCUACAACCAUGGCUACUUCUCCUUUAAAUUAUGGUGAAAAGAAACACUGGUGGCUGAGCAACAGAAAGAUGGUGGAUAAGUACAUUAAAGAUGCUAGAAGCCUUCUUGCGAGUAAAGAGCUGAGUGGGAUCGCUUCUGCACUCAGUCUUCUUGAUGCCGCUCUUGCUCUCUCUCCUCGCUUUGAACUCGCUCUUGAACUCAAAGCUAGAUCUUUGCUCUAUCUAAGACGAUUUAAGGAUGUCGCUGAUAUGCUUCAAGACCAUAUUCCUAGCCUCAAAAUGGGUAACGAUGACUCUGGUUCUGUUUCUUCUGAUAACUCCUCUCAACAACUUUCAAGAGAAAGAGUCAAGCUUUUGCCAUCUAGUGGCUCGUCCGAUGACUCACUGGGUCGUGAUCCAUCUUUCAAGUGUUUCUCCGUCUCGGACUUGAAGAAGAAAGUCAUGGCAGGGCUAUGUAAAAAUUGCGAGAAAGAAGGGCAAUGGCGGUACUUGGUUUUAGGUCAAGCGUGUUGCCAUCUAGGACUAAUGGAGGACGCCAUGGUUCUUCUCCAGACUGGAAAACGCUUGGCUACGGCAGCAUUUCGCCGUGAGAGCAUAUCUUUAUCCGAUGAUAGCUUCUCUUACUCUAGGUUUCCGAUGUCCAUAUCCACCAACGGCCACCACACACCACCUGCAACUCCUCAACGAGUUGUAACCGAGUUAGAGAGCAUAUCACAGCUGCUCUCACACAUAAAGCUCCUUCUACGCCGUCGUACGGCAGCCAUCGCUGCACUCGAUGCUGGUCUACACUCGGAGGCCAUACGCCACUUCAGUAAAAUCGUUGAUGGACGUCGAGGGGCCCCACAAGGCUUCUUGGCUGAAUGUUAUAUGCAUAGAGCUUUUGCUUAUAAAGCCUCAGGAAGAAUAGCUGAAUCUAUCGCUGAUUGUAACAAGACUUUGGCUCUUAAACCCAGUUGCAUUCAAGCACUGGACACCAGAGCCUCGCUUCUUGAGACCAUUCGUUGCCUUCCUGACUGUUUACAUGAUCUUGAACACUUGAAACUCUUGUAUAAUUCAAUCUUGCGUGAUAGGAAUCUUCCGGGCCCUGCUUGGAAGAGACAUAACGUGAGAUAUAGAGAGAUUCCUGGGAAAUUAUGUGCAUUGACCGCCAAGAUUGAAGUAUUGAAGCAGAGAGUUGCUUCUGGACAGACUGGAAAUGUAGAUUAUUAUGCUUUGAUUGGCUUGAGACGUGGGUGUUCACGAUCUGAGUUAGAAAGGGCACAUUUAUUGUUGUCCUUGAGACACAGGCCCGAUAAAGCUAACAGUUUUAUUGAUCGGUGUGAAUUUGCAGAUGAUCGUGAUCUUGAUUCUGUUAAAGACAGGGCAAAAAUGUCUGCAUUAUUGCUGUACAGAUUACUUCAAAAGGGUUAUUCUAGUGUUUUGGCUAAUAUUAUGGAUGAAGAAGCAGCUGAGAAACGGAGAAAAAAGGCCACAGCUGCUUUGCAAGUAGCUAUUCAAUUACAACAACAGGAAACUCAAAAUUUCAAAUUGGAACCGGAAUUGAAUCAACCUUCUGCUAAAUCUAUGGAGAUUUCUGGUUCUAAUAGAAUUAAUUCCACUGAAAACAAGGGGCCAACGGCUUCCAACAAAAAUAAUGUGUAUCAAGGUAUUUUCUGUCGAGACAUAGCUGCAGUUGGAAAUCUGUUAUCGCAAGCUGCCUUCAACCGUCAACUUCCUGUGAAGUAUGAAGCACUGAGCUGCUGAAUUUUUUUGCUGGGAAAAUUGAAAUGAAUUAAGGGAAAGGCUCUUGAGAUGUUACCGGCAGUGCAAUCUCUGGUUCAAUUUCUCUGUUUUGUACAAAAGGAUAAAUAUAAAAGGUUGCCGGGAAAUUUUGUUGUCAGUUCUUCUUCUUUAUGUACAUGUACAAAAUUUCAGUAUUCAAUUUCUACUUUUGGUGUUUUCUUUUUA